This is a messenger RNA of Heterocephalus glaber (naked mole-rat), 1404 nucleotides long. RefSeq names its product fructose-bisphosphatase 2 (gene Fbp2). Gene Ontology annotation, molecular function: fructose 1,6-bisphosphate 1-phosphatase activity. NCBI's taxonomy places the organism in Eukaryota, Metazoa, Chordata, Mammalia, Rodentia, Bathyergidae. Gene Ontology annotation, biological process: gluconeogenesis; fructose 1,6-bisphosphate metabolic process; sucrose biosynthetic process. The record is from RefSeq and is a predicted model, not a curated record. Gene Ontology annotation, cellular component: cytoplasm; cytosol.
CAGUCACAUGGACAGGGGCCCUUUUCCUUAAAGGUCCUGGCACUGCCUGCACAGGUUUUUUUUAUAUCAGCUUGCACCCUGCGGAGCCAGAUAAGCAAGGAUUCCUGCUAGGAGAAAAGACGGAUUUGAGCAUUACUGCCACAAUGACAGACAGAAGCCCCUUUGAAACGGACAUGCUCACCCUGACCCGCUAUGUAAUGGAAAAGGGGCGCCAGGCCAAAGGGACCGGGGAGCUAACCCAGCUGCUGAACUCCAUGCUGACAGCCAUCAAAGCCAUCUCCUCAGCUGUGCGCAAGGCCGGCCUGGCCCACCUGUAUGGAAUCGCAGGAAGCGUGAAUGUGACGGGAGAUGAGGUGAAGAAACUGGAUGUGUUGUCCAAUGCUCUGGUGAUCAACAUGCUCCAGUCCUCCUACAGCACCUGCGUCCUGGUCUCUGAAGAGAAUAAAGAAGCCAUCAUCACCUCCCAGGAGAGGAGGGGGAAAUACGUGGUCUGUUUUGACCCACUGGAUGGAUCGUCCAAUAUCGACUGCUUGGCCUCCAUUGGGACCAUAUUUGCCAUCUAUAGGAAGACCACAGAGGAAGAACCUUCAGAAAAGGACGCCCUGCAGCCUGGUCGCAAUAUCGUGGCCGCUGGCUAUGCACUAUAUGGCAGUGCGACCCUCGUGGCGCUUUCCACGGGGCAAGGUGUGGACCUCUUCAUGCUGGACCCGGCUCUUGGUGAAUUCGUGCUGGUAGAAAAAGAUGUCAAGAUUAAGAAGAAAGGAAAGAUUUUCAGCCUCAACGAGGGCUAUGCCAAGUAUUUUGAUGCUGCUACCACCGAAUAUGUACAGAAGAAAAAAUUCCCUGAGGACGGCAGUGCUCCCUAUGGGGCCAGGUACGUGGGCUCCAUGGUGGCUGAUGUGCACCGCACCCUGGUCUACGGAGGGAUCUUCCUGUACCCAGCCAACCAGAAGAGUCCUAAGGGCAAGCCCCCAGAGCAAAGAAAGUGGGAAAGGAGAAGCCGAGUUCUACAAACUGUCAAGAUGAGGAUCUCCAUGGCCAGACUCUCCAAGACAAUGUGCCCUCCAGUGCCCCUCUGUGGAUUGGUCAGGGACAAAACUAGCCUUCCCAAGUGCACCCACCUGCACUGGGGCUUCUCUCAAGAGAGGAAGAAGUCAGAUGUUAAACAAACCUCAAUGUGAUGACUGUUAUGAAAGGGAAAAGACAGGAUUUCACUUAGCUCCGGCUCCUGUAUGAGUGCAACCCUGUGGCCUACAUCAUUGAGCAGGCGGGAGGCAUGGCCACCACAGGCACCCAGCCUGUCCUAGACGUGAAGCCCGAGAGUAUUCAUCAACGGAUCCCCCUCAUUCUGGGGUCCCCAGAUGAUGUGGAGGAAUAUCUUACCUGUGUGCAAAGAAACCAGGC